Pisolithus orientalis is the source of this 435-nucleotide messenger RNA. RefSeq lists its product as uncharacterized. The record is from RefSeq and is a predicted model, not a curated record. NCBI's taxonomy places the organism in Eukaryota, Fungi, Basidiomycota, Agaricomycetes, Boletales, Pisolithaceae. The transcript has 3 exons. Bases 79 to 339 code for a protein of 86 amino acids.
CAUAAUGUGACAUAUCGUCGUGAUUUUCUCGCCUCGCCCCUCCCCCCAACUACUUUACUACUGUACGAGCCCAGACGAAUGGAUUACUACUAUUUUUAUUUGCUGGACCUGCAGCGGACACGUAGUCCAAUGACGAUGGACCGGAAUAACGGGGGGGAAAGAACUCCUCGAUCAUCCCGUCUUUCUGUUGUCUACGGUCGUGUUGGAUGUUUUAGCCUGACAAAACUUUUUGGGUCAUUUAUUUAUGUGGUCGUACCCCUUCGCAUUCCUUUCUGUUUCCUUUUAAACUUUUUUUUUUCUGUGAUAACAUGUGCUGUGGUAUAUGCUUUUAUCCUCUAGAUCGCUCCUGUAUGCCUCCCGGCGUUUGACCCCGUCGGAACUCUACCUUACUACCACCUCAUAGAUAAAGAUAUGACAUGCCUAUCAGAAUGCCAG